Capsicum annuum is the source of this 957-nucleotide messenger RNA. RefSeq lists its product as uncharacterized. The transcript has a single exon. The annotation marks the transcript as partial. Gene Ontology annotation, molecular function: structural molecule activity; nucleic acid binding; zinc ion binding. Lineage: Eukaryota; Viridiplantae; Streptophyta; Magnoliopsida; Solanales; Solanaceae. The record is from RefSeq and is a predicted model, not a curated record.
CUAACAGAUGCACCAGAAUAUAUAGAAAGAACACUAAUAGGAUCAAUAAAAUUAUGGUUUUCAAAUUUAACUGAAAAUAGUAAGAAAGUAUUAAGAACUAAUAAACCUAUAGAAGGAACAUCAUCAACAACAACUAAACUAACACUUAUAGAAUUAUUAAAAAAAUAUGAAACAGCUAUAAAAGAUGAAUUUGGUAGUACGACAACAAUCGAAGAAGAACAAGAUGAAGAGAAAGAUACAAAUAGGAAUUUAAUGUUAAAAUUAGCAAUAUGUAAUAUGUGUUAUAUGGAUGAAUAUACUUGCGCAUUUAAAGAAUAUUACUAUAAAGGAGCAUAUAGUAUAAAAGAAAGUAAGGAGAUAAAAAAAUUAUAUUUUAAUAAAUUACCCGAGCCAUUUAGUUCAAAAAUAAUAAAAAGUUGGGAAGAAGCAAAAAUAGUAGAUACGUUAGGAGAAAGAAUAAAAUUUUUACAACAAUGGUAUAGAAACUUAUGUGAAAAAUAUAGAGAAGAAUUAAAAAUGGAAAAAACAUUAAUAAGAAAUUUAGCAUGUUGCAAAAAUAAAAUAGCACCCCAAUUUGGAUGUGAAGAAAGAUAUUAUAAGAAAAGAAAAAGACAUAAGAAAUAUAAGAAAUAUAAAAAAGCAAAAUAUAAAUAUAAGAAACCAAGAAAAAGAUAUUAUGUAAAAAAUUAUAAAUACAAAAGACCAUAUAAAAAGAAGAAAUCUAUAAAAGAAUGUACUUGUUAUAAUUGUGGAAAGAUAGGCCAUUUAGCUAGAGAUUGUAAAUUACCUAGAAAUCCGAAAAAUAAACAAAUAUCAGAAAUAAAAAUAGAUAAUACAGAAUAUAUGCAGAUAGAUUAUAUAGAAUAUGAAUUAGAAAGUGAGGAUAGUAUAUAUGAAAUUUCAGAAAAUGAAACAGAUAAUGAAAUAGAUAGUGAAAUAGAUGAAUCAAAUGACUAA